AUGUGUCUGGGUCCUGCUGCUGUCUUACCUUGCUGGGGUGACUACCUGAUUAAAGAUCUCAAAACUACACCAGUCCCUGGUUCUCUCAGACCUGCAGCUGUGGCCCCAGGCAGGUGUUUUAGGCCCUGUACCGCCCAGGGCUGAACCCUGGGUCUCAUCAGCAACCCAUUGGACUGUGAUGGCCUUGUGGGGAGGGUGGGCUACCUUGGUGGUGUGCUCCCUCUACCCCAGUAGGGGCUGGUGGGUCCUGUGCCGGAGGCAAUAGUGGGUGAGCUCUUGCCUGGGGGACGGGUGUGGGGUCCUGACUCCCUCAUGCUGCAUACUCCCCACCCCUUGGUCAAUGGAGCCUGCCUUGCCCAGGAGGCAAAACCCGUUCCAUUGCCCACCCCAGGCCACCUGGGAGACCACCUUCCCUUCCUCCACCAGGACGAGUGGGAAACCCUGAGGCCAUGGGACAGGCUCCCAUUGCCCAUGCCUACAUAGGAGGGUUCAGGCUCUGAUAGAAGACGGUGUGCCCACCCUGUGUCCUCAUUCCUGAGUGCAGACACCUUGGGAAGGGGGUUCCUUGUAGUCCUUGGGUGCCCAACUGUGGUCCCUCAAUAAAGAGCUACAAGUGAAUGCUGGUCCUGCAGAGUUGGGUGUGCAUAGGGUGCUGCAAACAUCUGCCUUCCCCCAGGAGGCCACUGCAGCCCAGCCCUCCUGUGCCCUGGGCCGCUCCUCACUGCACCCCCACCCACCACACCACUCUGGGACAGAGGAACCACAUGGGAGGCCACAGCAUAGAGCCUGUCUGUUUAUAGAUCUCUGCCUGUCUCGUCCGUCUGUCCACCCGUGUGUAUAUAUCUGUAUAUCUCUAUGGAACAGGGAACAGGAUAGUUGUGUAAAAAUCCAAAAUACAAUUCUGACUAUGAACAA
Messenger RNA from Callithrix jacchus (white-tufted-ear marmoset), 915 nucleotides. NCBI's taxonomy places the organism in Eukaryota, Metazoa, Chordata, Mammalia, Primates, Cebidae. The record is from RefSeq and is a predicted model, not a curated record.